Bufo bufo (common toad) is the source of this 3918-nucleotide messenger RNA. RefSeq names its product KAT8 regulatory NSL complex subunit 1-like. The record is from RefSeq and is a predicted model, not a curated record. The transcript has 15 exons. Gene Ontology annotation, cellular component: NSL complex. Bases 454 to 3132 code for a protein of 892 amino acids. NCBI's taxonomy places the organism in Eukaryota, Metazoa, Chordata, Amphibia, Anura, Bufonidae. Gene Ontology annotation, molecular function: histone acetyltransferase binding.
GCAGUCUUCCUCUCCGUCCGUCUCUGUGACGGCGCCAUUUUGCCCCUCUCCUCCCCAGGAUCCGGCGAUAGAUCGGGGGGGUCACUGCAGCACCCCCGUACCCCGCUGGGCCGCUCGGGGAGCCUCUGGGGCCGUUUUCUUCCUCUUGGGGCUCGGUGCAUUCUGUUCUGGGAACUCUUGACUAGAAGCACGUUACAUUUUUUUUAUUACCCCCCCGACCUUCCCUAUUGCCCCCCUGUGGGGGGGGGGGGACGUCGACACAGAAGAAUUUUGUUGGGUAGUAAGGCCUCCGAGUGCAGGAGGGGCCCCUGGCUGGACUGCUGGACCCUCACACUUUCCUCCGCGAGCUGCAUCCUGUGUACGCCUCAUUGGAGUUGCCUGGAGGCAGUGUGGCCAACGUCGGCUCCCCCACUGGGGAAAUAUCCCCCUCCCCUGCCCUAUUCCUUGUGCUGAAUGGCUGCGAUGGCACCUGCUCUCACUGACCCUGCCCCUGACGCCCACAACCUGCACUUCAAGCUGGCGCCCCCAUCUUCCUCCCUCCCCCUUGGUGAGACCAACGGCGGCUGUCUAUCCCCACCGGCCCCGCCAGACCUGGUAACAAAUUAUAGUGGAACACCUGGAAAAUUAGCUGGGGUUUUCACUCCACGGUCUAUCUUGUCUCAGUCACUGUGUCGGGGGCGUUCCUCCAUUUUGGAGCUCAACCUGGAGGAGUUGAGAGGAAUUGCCAAUUCUGGAAGAGGGGCCCAAGGAGGACCUUUAAACGGACUGGCUAAAAGACCUGCAAAGCCAGCUGUGGACAAGCCCCCAAGCCUUUCCAUUCCUGCAUUGGAACCUUGGGUCAAAGCCCCAGUUGUUCCUCCAGGAUCUCCUGUUGAGGUACAUGAACAGAAAGGGUCUCGUGUUGAGCAUAGUUCUGAUACACGCUUGAAAGCCUUGUUACGACGACAUGGGGAGAUGGAAAAGCGGGCACGGUCAAUUCAAAAGAGGCUGCAGCUAGUCCAAGCAAAACAGGUUGAACGUCAUCUCCAUCAACAGCUAGGCGGUCUGGUGGGGGCAGCCUUUGGUCGGGGCCCAGACACUCCUCGCAAUCGUUUGACUGUAGUGACCCGUAAAGCUGAUGCCCAGCGUAGAGGAGAAGUGGGAAGUGCCAGUGUGGAUGCAUUUUUGAAAGGAACAGCUGGUGAACUAGAGAGGCUGAGCUGCUCGGGAUCUUCAACUCUACGGGCAUGUGAGCGAGGAUUUGACUCUGAUGCCACAGAAAGUAGUUCAGGAGGGGACUCUGAUGUGGAGGAGGAUGAACCAAGACAAGCGGACACCCGGCAGAGCCACAUCCCUCUGAAGAGACGAUGCGAGUGGGUUUGGGCUCAGGAACGAGCCGAUGUGGUGAGUCGGUGGAACUGGCUGCAGGCUCACGUGUCUGACCUGGAGUACCGGAUCCGGCAGCACACUGACUUCUACAGACAGCUGCGAGCAGGGAAGGGCCAGGUUGUCUUGGGAGAUGCCAGUCCAGCAGAAAGUAACCCAGGGAAUGCUCUACAAACUUCUCCUACAGAUGCAAGAACAGCCGCCUGUGCAUCCACUUCACCAGACCCUGAAAAAAAGGCUGACUUAGGAGCUGCAGAGGCUAAAAUCUUACCGAAACCCAUUAAUGGAGUCGUUACAACGCUCCCGUCACGCUCUGAGCUGGAGGAGCAGACAACGGGUAAGCCCACAGCGGCCUCUGUGGACAACAGCUGUGUAUGUGCAAGAACCAGACCAAUCCUCCACUGUAAGAGAAGGAGGGUGGUGAGACCAGACAGGCUUCUACCCCUCCAAAGGAAGGUUCAACGCAGUGUUCCCCGGCCCUGUGAGAUCUCCUCAUCGUGUGUAAUGUGUGCCACUUACCCAGGGGUGUCAAGCCAAUUUCCAUACAGUGAUCCACUGUCUGAACGCCUGACCCUUCUGGAUCCAGCUGUGCAUCCUGUACUCUCCUUUCCAGCUGAUGUCCCAGUUGGUCUACAACUUCACUCUCUUCUUCGCUCCCACAACAAAAUGGACAGGCUAAAAUCCAGCAAAAAGUUAAAACAGCGUCCCCAAAAUCAAGUCCUUACCACCCCCGAUGGUCCUCGUACAGACAGAACACCUGGGAUUUUCCAUCCUCACAGACUAACUGUCCAUAGGCCUUCUUCAGAGAACCUCUUGAAACAGCACUUGGAAUCCUUACCACGCACCUUAAAGUGUGAGCGAAUGUCCAUCCCCAUUACCCACAACAAGAAGAGGCAUUAUAGUCCCUUGGAAAGAGAUGCAGCAAGACAUGAGUUGGAGAGCGGUAGGUCCAGUCCUGCUGCCGAAAGCUUUUCCAGCCUGUCUCACACACCUUUAUCUCGGCAACAGUCAACUUCAUCUGAAGGGACUUCGGCAUCGCUCAGUGCUGCUGCUGCGGCUGCCAGGAGGCGACGGAUGGAGACUUCCUACGACAUUGACAACAUUGUCAUACCCAUGUCUGUGGCAGCCACCACCAGAGUAGAAAGACUUCAAUACAAAGAGAUCCUCACUCCCAGCUGGCGUGUCGUGAAGAUCACCCCACUGAUGAAUGCAGAUGAAGAUUUAGAAGGGCUGGAAGAUCUCUCAGACGCUGCGUAUACGGCAUUGCAUGCAACGUGUGAGGAGACGGAGAGAGCACGAUGGGCCAGCAGCAGUAUCCUGCCACAGCGUCGAGGAAGCAGGACUCAUAGAACAUCUGAAAGCUCCAUGACCCUUCAAUAUUCACAGCCUCUCACACCACAGCCACCCUCCCCUGACACAAGUAGCUGGCAGGCCUUGCAAGACUUUUCUCCACUCAGCCCCGAUGUCCUAUCAGCCCCUCCUACACCGACUUCAAGAGACACCCCGCGUCUUAUGUCCGAGGAGACACAGAGUUCAGUGUCAGACUCAGGGUUCGAGGAGACGAUCGUACAGCCGUGGGAGAGACGACAUUUCCCCCUUCCUUAUCAACCCAAACAGGAUCUUGUGGGAACCAGUGAGCCAACAGACUGGGGAGGGCCUCGUCCUCCACGUAGAUCUUCCUGCAGCUCCAAAACUGCCAAAGAUACAGAGGGACACCCAUCCUCGCCGCCCUGCCCUUCGCCCAGACCCCGACCCCUCCACAGAUAAAGAGGAGGCGGGGUUGUGACGAAAGCGUUAAAUGGGGGGUGGGGGAGGGAAAGAAAAAUUAUAUAUAUAUAUAUGAACCCGACAAGACAAUUUGGUUUAAAGAGGAAUCCGUUUGAUAUUCAAACUUUAUCCCAGGAGCAGAACGCCAAUUUCACAGUUUUUAGUGAAUUUAAGAACUUUAGAUACCUGUUCAUUCUUGUCUCCCAUUGUGUUUUCUUUACUCUUCUUCCUUUUUCUCAGUUUCUUUUAAUCAAGAGACGUUCUAAGUGUGACACUGUGUAUGUAACCCGCUGCUGUAACUCUCUGUGCACAAGGCAAGUAACAGAGGUGUAGUCACUAGAGUCUAUCACACUUAUCUCCCAUUGUCUGGGUAAAGUAAGCUUUUUAAAUGGUGUGUUCCUGCUGGUUGGCUGGAGAGAUCAGAGUUAAAGGGGGUAGAUGCAUGUUAAAUGUAAAGGGGUUGUGUCACUAAAUGUGGCCAUACACAUUAGAUAGAAGUUACGUCAUCUGGUGAAAGAUCUGUUCGCACAUGUGGCCAUACACAUUUGAGUCCGAAUUGGCUCUUACUGUUCAAAUUGCCCAUACAUGUUCAGUGAUUCUUAGCAAAGAACGAAAGAUCUUUCUGAGAAGAAAAUUAUUUUGUUCACAAACAAUCAUUUAUAUGACAAAAGAUUUUUCGCCCUGUUAGAUGAAAAUAUUAACAGAAACAUGUGACCAUCAAAAUGCAGUGCAGUCUGCAAGCAGCAUGUGAGGCUUCGUUCACAUCACCGUUCAGCCUUUCUGUUC